AAACACAAACAAACCCUAAUACACACUCUUCGGAGCGCAGCCAAAAGACUCGUCCAAACAUGGCAGAGCGCGGAGCUGGCGGUGAACGCGGCGGAUUCGGCCGUGGAUUCGGUGGUCGCGGUCGCGGUGGUGACAGAGGCCGCGGUGGUCGUCGCAGAGGUGGUGGCCGCAGGGAGGAGGAAGAGAAAUGGGUUCCAGUGACGAAACUAGGACGCUUAGUAAAAGACUCAAAAAUCCAGAGCCUCGAACAAAUCUACCUUCAUUCCCUCCCAAUCAAGGAGCACCAAAUCGUAGACCAAUUGGUCGGACCUUCUCUUAAAGAUGAGGUGAUGAAGAUUAUGCCGGUUCAGAAGCAGACACGUGCCGGUCAGAGAACAAGGUUCAAGGCAUUUGUGGUCGUUGGUGAUGGAAAUGGACACGUUGGAUUGGGAGUGAAGUGCAGCAAGGAGGUGGCUACUGCUAUCCGUGGCGCCAUCAUUCUGGCGAAGCUUUCGGUUAUUCCGGUGAGGAGAGGAUACUGGGGAAACAAGAUUGGGAAGCCUCACACUGUUCCUUGCAAGGUUACAGGGAAGUGUGGUUCUGUCACUGUUAGGAUGGUGCCUGCACCUCGUGGUUCUGGAAUUGUCGCAGCUAGGGUUCCUAAGAAGGUUCUGCAGUUUGCUGGUAUUGAAGAUGUGUUUACUUCAUCAAGAGGAUCCACUAAGACACUUGGAAAUUUUGUCAAGGCUACUUUUGAGUGUUUGUUGAAGACCUAUGGAUUCCUGACACCCGAUUUCUGGAGAGAAACUCGCUUCUCUAAGUCUCCAUUCCAAGAGUACACAGAUUUUCUAGCCAAGCCGACCACAAAGACCCUCAUCCUCGAGGAAGAGAGAGUUGAUGCUUAAGCCAAGUCUUAGUUUUUUGCUUUUUAAAAUGUUAUAAUUGUGAUGACUGUUCUUUAAGCCUCAUUAGUAAUUUACAUGUCUUUGCUGUAUUUUACUUUUUGGAGUUGACGUAUGAAUUUUACAUCUCCUGGAUUUUGUUAUCAAGUUUUGUUGAUUUUAUAUUAUGCGAGUUUUCAAAA
Arachis stenosperma is the source of this 1063-nucleotide messenger RNA. Its product is annotated as 40S ribosomal protein S2-2-like. Gene Ontology annotation, molecular function: RNA binding; structural constituent of ribosome. The record is from RefSeq and is a predicted model, not a curated record. NCBI's taxonomy places the organism in Eukaryota, Viridiplantae, Streptophyta, Magnoliopsida, Fabales, Fabaceae. Gene Ontology annotation, biological process: translation. The coding region runs from base 60 to 884 and encodes 274 amino acids. Gene Ontology annotation, cellular component: ribosome; cytosolic small ribosomal subunit. The transcript has 3 exons.